AUGGGCGCCGUCUGGUCCGCCCUGCUGGUCGGAGGGGGUCUGGCCGGAGCGCUGUUCGUUUGGUUGCUGCGGGGCGGCCCUGGGGACGCGGAGCAGGAGGACGCCGCUCGUGAAGAGGCUGCGGCUGCGGGAGCCCAUCCGGGCGGCGGCGGCGGACUGACCCCCGGAUCUGCCAAGAGCGAGCUGGGCGCCAAACCAGAGCAUCUUCAAGGAAGCAAUGGAUGUUUGAUUUCUGAGACCAAAGACCUUGGUAACCUGCAGGAAGCAGCAUGGAGACUGCAGAAUCCUUCCAGGGAAGACUGUGACAAUUCAAGAGAGCAUGUUCAUUCUGGACAGUUUCCAGACAUAGAAGCUCCAGCUGCCUUGGAGAUUGGUAACUCUAGGGCUUACUCUGAAGUUUCGAGAAAUGAAAGCCUUGAAUCUCCUUUUGGAGAAUGGGGAUUCCGAAAAGGAAAAGAGAUACCUGCUAAAGCAGAUAUGUGCUUUGCAGAGAAGUUGCUUUCUAGCAAUCUUCUCAUGGACAGAGCUAAAGAAGUGAGCCUUGCACAAUUGGACAGUCAGGCCCCAGCUCACCGUGAGGACUGGGAAAUGGUGUCUAGGCACUCGUCCUGGGGGGAUGUUGGUUUGGGUGGCAGUCCUGAGGUUCCAGCGUUAAACCUGAACCAGGGAAUGGACUAUGGCAGAAGCAUUCUUGGGGAAGCAAGAGGUCGGGAAAUGGAUGUGAAAGCAGGAAGGGUACUAGCAAUGUCUUCAGAGUCUCAGCAAGUUAGUGUCAGGUUCCAGGUCCAUUAUAUCACAAGCACUGAUAUGCAAUUCAUUGCUGUAACUGGAGACCAUGAGAGUCUUGGGAGAUGGAACACUUAUAUCCCGCUCCACAAUAGCAAGGAUGGGUGGUGGUCUCAUUCUGUUUUCCUGCCAGCAGAUAUAGUGGUGGAGUGGAAGUUUGUGUUGGUUGAGAACGGGAAAGUUACCCGCUGGGAAGAAUGCAGCAAUAGAGUCCUAGAGACUGGCCAUGAGGAUAAAAUGGUUCACAAGUGGUGGGGGCUUCACUGAUUCAAUUUGCAAAGUACUGGAGAGGCUGUAGCAGAAUGUGGAAGAGGCUAAGGUUGUGGAGCACACUGAAUAAUUUAAAACUAGAGAUAGUCAAAUUUAGCCAUCAGAAUUGUUUCAAGUUUGCUAGUGGCUUUUGUCCAAUGUGCAGAAAUAUAUGUAUGCAGAUAAUGCUUCCAGUGAGCAUGGACUUUUUUUUCCUGUGGCAUUGAUUGAUGGAUUGUGCUGAUCUAUCACUACUUUAGGGCUUGAUCUUCUUGGGGAGGGCUUGGCUAAGCUUCAGGUGUGGACUGUAAUCAUGGAGCAGAAACUAAAUAGCUGCACAGGCUUCAAGCUUGAGCCUUUGGGAGAUUCUUAGACCAAGAGACUAAAAUAAGCCUCAUUAAAAAUUUUCCUUUUGGUACAGUUGAAAAAGCUCUUUACUGCAUGUACUUUUUUUUUGUUGGUGGCUGGCUGGUAUGGGGAGCUAAUCCUGGACCUUGGUAUUGUCAGCACUGUGCUCUAACUGACUGAACUACCAGCCAACCUAUAUGCACAUUUUAUAUUUAAAAAUAGUUAACACCAUUUGGAACUGCUAUCAGCAAAUAUGUGGUCACAAGAUGUGAUUCGUAAGGAUAUGAGGUAAUGCUCUAAGACUCCCCAAUGUUUUUUGUUUGACUUUACCUGCCAAGUUUGGUUUCGAAGGUAGUGAGUCUGUCUUUGUCUUAAUGAUCUAAAACUGGUAUGGAAACAAGGGGCCUGAUCAGAGUCAGUCAUCAUGGAGGUCAGUCAUGGGAGCAGCUUAUGAGGAAAGGGAACAUGAAUGCAAUUGGGGUGUGGGCUGGGUGAGGUGCCCUGAGUGACACCUGUAGAGGUGGGAGCCUCUGUAGGACCAUCUCUUUCCUACUGCCCCUUCCAUCUCUCACCAGAUCUGGACAGAUGGACUGUCCUACAGCAAUCGUUUCCAUCUGUCACCCUCUUCCCUCUCCUUUCGUACCAGCAGCUAUCUUGGGUAACAAAUUUAUACAGGAUAGUGAUAUAGAAGUACAUCUUUGCUCUGAAAAGAAAUAAACAUUUAAACAUUAAGUUAUAAAUGAACAAAUAAUAAAACUUGAGUUUUAAUAUCCUUA
Messenger RNA from Galeopterus variegatus (Sunda flying lemur), 2159 nucleotides. RefSeq names its product starch binding domain 1 (gene STBD1). Gene Ontology annotation, cellular component: membrane. The coding region runs from base 1 to 1053 and encodes 350 amino acids. Lineage: Eukaryota; Metazoa; Chordata; Mammalia; Dermoptera; Cynocephalidae. The record is from RefSeq and is a predicted model, not a curated record. Gene Ontology annotation, molecular function: starch binding; glycogen binding. The transcript has 2 exons.